GGGACAAUGUCAAUGGAGUUGACUUUUGCGACCAUUUUAGGAACGAACCUACAAUGACAAACGACUUUCUGACAUGUACAUUUUGCAUGCCAGAUCACGCCAGUCAUUGCACUGUCACUUGCCCAUAUCAUGCCAUGUCGAUGUGGCUCAAGCUUCGUGACAAUGCUGGCUCUCCCAGUAAGAAACUGUGCAUCACUGCUUCGCUGUAAUUUUAUCCGGGCCAUGUCUGCACAAGGCAAUGAAAAGAAACGUCGAUUGGAGGGUUUGUCCAUCGGGCUGGUUGGACUUGGCUCCAUUGGGCAAGUGGUGGCAGAGAAUCUGACGAAAGGAAGCCUCUCCGGCCUUUCAGGGGUGUCCUUGAGUGCAGUCAUCGUCCAAAAGGAGCGCACUGAGCGACCGCCAGAGCUUGGGGCGACCGCUUUGCUGACGACCAAGGUUGAGGACUUUAUGGCCGCUGAUUGGUCUCUUUGUGUCGAAGCUGCUGGGCAAUCCUGGGUUCGACAUCACGGCAAGACAGUGCUAGGUACCGGUCGAGACCUUUUGGUGACCUCUGUUGGAGUCUUUACAGAUGAUGACUUACUCGAAGACUUGACGACUACUGCGAGGAUGUCGCACUCACGCCUGCUCCUUCCUGCGGGUGCCAUGCCUGGUUUGGAUUGGAUGUCCAGCGCUGCACUGGACGAAGUCAAGGUAAUUACCCUGGAGCAGCGGAAAAGACCAGAGGGUUGGCGUGGGACUCCUGCAGAGAAAAGCUUAGACUUGGAAAAUGUUACUGAAGCAACUACAGUCUUUCAAGGCCCAGCCCGUGAAGCAGCUAGCCAAUUUCCUAAGAAUGCCAAUAUUGCAGCUGCAUUGGCCUUGGGAACAGUCGGGCUAGAUAGAUUGCAGGUUCGAUUGGUAGCAGACCCGACAGUCCCUGGUCCAACGAACAAAGUGACUUUGGAGGGUAGUUGCGGUGAGCUCACUUUGGAGGUUCGUGGCAGGCCUUUGAGCCAACGCACCUCACGAAUCGUACCAUUUUCAGUUCUAAAAGCUUUAAAGAACCUGGCAUCCCCAGUCAGCAUCGGCCUUUAGACGCUUUAGCUCAUGCCACGGCAUUUUGCGAGACUCUGCGCCACACAAGAGGUCGA
Durusdinium trenchii is the source of this 1130-nucleotide messenger RNA. NCBI's taxonomy places the organism in Eukaryota, Dinophyceae, Suessiales, Symbiodiniaceae. The record is from the annotation of a GenBank genome assembly.